Aspergillus pseudoviridinutans is the source of this 1239-nucleotide messenger RNA. RefSeq lists its product as uncharacterized. The record is from RefSeq and is a predicted model, not a curated record. The transcript is spliced from 3 exons. Gene Ontology annotation, molecular function: O-methyltransferase activity. NCBI's taxonomy places the organism in Eukaryota, Fungi, Ascomycota, Eurotiomycetes, Eurotiales, Aspergillaceae. The coding region runs from base 1 to 1239 and encodes 412 amino acids.
AUGAAAGCCCUUAUACAACUAGAGAAUGCUCUCCGGACGGUACUGGAAGUGUCCCAACAGCAUCACAUAGCAGAAACUCUUGCAUCGCUUCGCCGAGCAGAGCCGUCAUGCGACUCAGGCCUCGCUUCGACCGCGAGUCGAAUCGUUGAUUUGGCAUCCGAGGUGGUUCAGCUGCUAGAGCCGGCUCAUCUUGUCCUGGCUGAUCAUUUAUUCGCGUACCAGUAUACGCAGUCACUGGCCAGCGCGGUUGGGUUGCGGAUUCCCGAUCAUCUCAAAUCAGGUCCUCAGACACUGGAGCAACUGGCGGCACUCAGCGAGGCACGGCCAGAUAGGCUGCGACAGGUCCUCCGACUGCUGUACAACCAUGGCAUAUUUGCUUUUGAUGCAGCAACAGAUACAGUACGAAAUAACGAAGCCUCUGAACUGUUGCAGCGGACGCAUAGCGGCCAGUGGCAUCAAUGGGCAUCUGUUUGCAGCCGCGAAUUCUAUGAGAUGGCCCAGGGCCUUCCACAGGCGCUGGGCGAGACAACUCUCCGCUCUCCAGCACAGAUUCACCACGACACUGACGAAAGCAUGUUUAGCUAUCUUGAGCGCAGCGGAACCAUGGUCCGUCUCCGAGAAUGUAUGGGGGCUGCAGCCAGCGCACAGACUCCUGGUAUGGUCUCCAGCUACCCAUGGCACGAACUGGCCAACAGCAGCCUUGUGGAUCUGGGCGGUGGUGAUGGGUCUCUGAUGGCUGCCCUGCUACGAGAGAUUCCCACGCUGCAGGGCGGCAUUCUGGAUACACCACGAGUACUACCAUUCCUGCAUGAAGCCUUCCAUUCUGCGUCGGGCCAGCACGCCGAUGUGGGCGCGCAGAUCCCCCCUGAGCGACUUAUCGGGGGUAACUUCUUAGAGGCCGUGGUUCCAGCGGAUGCGUACGUGAUGCGCUGGUGUUUGCAUGACUGGAACGAUGACCAGGUGUGUCAAAUUCUGCGUAACAUCCGUCGCAGCAUUAUCAUGGGCACUGUCAGUCGACUGAUAGUCCUGGAAGCCGUGCUGGCAGACGGCCAGUCCGGGCGCAUGUCUCGCCUCGGGGAUAUAAAUGUCAUGAUCACUGCAGAGCAUGGACAGGAGCGGACAGAGAAGGAAUGGAGGCGGCUGGCGGCUGCUACGGGCUGGAGGGUUGACAGCAUCACGCCUUUGAUAGGGGCGUGGCCCUGUGCUAUUGACAUGCGGCCAAUUAUAUGUUCUAUGUAG